This is a messenger RNA of Chiloscyllium plagiosum (whitespotted bambooshark), 1312 nucleotides long. The record is from RefSeq and is a predicted model, not a curated record. NCBI's taxonomy places the organism in Eukaryota, Metazoa, Chordata, Chondrichthyes, Orectolobiformes, Hemiscylliidae.
CAGACAUACACACACCCUACAGAGUCAGUCAGGAGAGUAGGACACACAAUAAAUCCUCACCACUGUGUCUCUCACGGUCAGUUGGACUGAAGAGAAAUCCAAGAUCUCGAAGUAAACACGGAGAGGGCAAAAUGUGGGUCUAUCUGUUCAUCGCUCACUUCCUCCUCCUCGUAUCUUCCACCACUGAACAUCAUGCUGAAGAUAGUCAGUCGCACAGUGAUGUGACAGGGCACCACAGUAUACAGCAACAGCAAAUCUACCCAGCAAAGGCUUCCUUCAAACAUCACCAUAAACACCAUGCCGGCCAUCAACCCGAGCCCAGGGCAGGUUGCAAGGAUGCUCUCACAUGUCCGAUACUGACAAAGCACCGUCACCCUCAUUUCCCCACAUACAAAGUCACCUUCCCCCUGGGGCGCCCCAGUGCUGCCAACAUUGGUGCCAUCUGCCAUUACAAAGGGCACAAGAAGGCACAUGGUGACACCCAGCCCCCAAGCACCGGGUUCGGCUACUUACAUCGAAGGAUUGAAGCAAUCGAGAAGAUGGAGAAGGGCUACAAGAUCUGUUGUCGCAGUCCAAACAGAAAACACAGACUGUCAUGCUCAGAGAGCGUGUGGAAGAGAGAACUGAAUAACUUCUGCAUGAUGGAGCAGUCAGUCAAAAGCACGCAGUAUCAUUGCUGCACCAGGGUGCAGCAUGAACGAUUCAAUUGCUUUGAGAAUGAUGCCCAGAGCCACCGCUACACCGAUGACACUCGGCAGGGAAGGAACAGGCAUAGCCUCGUUGGUCGCGAUGAUGCCACCAUGUUAACCAUGUCAUUGCCAAACGUCAUAUUCCCUCCCGGAGAGCCCAAUAGAGAGAAUAUCCACAACAUCUGCAGCCUGAGAAAGAUCCGGCCACGAUAUUCGAGCGGGUCCCUGCCAUUGUCCAGCUACAGUCAGCUGACUCGUCAGGCCAAGGCAAUUGAUGGGCUCGAGACCAGCUACGAGAAAUGCUGCAUUGAGCACAACAAGUUGGCAUGUGUGCACAAACAGUGGAAGCAGAUGUUGCUGGAAUACUGUGACAGCAAGUUAUCCUCAAGCAACUCAGACGAUCAUUGCUGCUGGAAGAAAGAAGAUGAAUUGUUCACCUGCUUCAAAAAUAUUGCUGCGUACCCCAAGUAUGACCACGAGAUAACAACCAUCAGCCUGGCCGAUAUCCAAGCUAUUGACGACGAUACGGAGUGACUGCUGUUCCCAUAGCAACCCAAAGCAGAGGAAUGACUGUGUGGUCGAGAAGGUAAGGAUAUAUCUUUUGUGAUUUGUUUGUUCCCUCC